This is a messenger RNA of Uranotaenia lowii, 2039 nucleotides long. RefSeq names its product cytochrome b5-related protein-like. Gene Ontology annotation, biological process: lipid metabolic process. Gene Ontology annotation, cellular component: mitochondrion. Bases 460 to 1857 code for a protein of 465 amino acids. The transcript is spliced from 7 exons. The record is from RefSeq and is a predicted model, not a curated record. Lineage: Eukaryota; Metazoa; Arthropoda; Insecta; Diptera; Culicidae.
AUCGCGCAACCGGUGUUGAUGUAAAAAUUGUAUGCAGAUAUCUUUUGAGCUGCUUUGGGUUAACUCGAACAAACGUAAAGAAUCGGCUCAGCUAGUUAUCCGGAGGGUUGUGUUUUUGUUUUGCGUGGAAGUGUGUUGUUUAGUUUUCCGGUAAAACCGAUCGAGAUCGAGAAACUGGGUGAAUCGAUCGAAUUGGCUGGCAAUUUUCGAUCCGGCACCGAAUGGGUUCUAGCCAGUUUAAAACUAUAUCGAACGCAAAGACAGAAAAACCAGUUUCUGGCCCACAAGAAGAAUACCUGAUAAUAACUCGGGGUGACACCCGGGGUUUUUCGCAAAUCCAGAGUUCGGUUCCAGUUCGGUUCUUUUAAAACAUCUGCACAAAACCCCCAAUCGGUUCAGUUUCAUCCCAGCAACUGGAGGAGCUGCAUAAAAAAGCCUUAACUGCUUACAGAUGUGAACAUGGUGAACUUAACAUCACGGCACUCGGAGAGCAGUUCGAUAGGGACGAGAAAGUUGCUUAGACCCUCAAACCCGGGAUCGGAUUCAGAACCACAGACAAUCACGUCACUAACCCGGAAGUAUCCAGACUUCCAGCGACGGACACUCAAAACGGUAAACCGAUGGUUGGACAGUAAACGGCUAGACGAUGGAGCCGAGGGCUUGUGGCGGGUUCACGAUACGUUGUACGAUUUGGAGUCCUUCGCGGGGCAACAUCCCGGGGGAGCCGAAUGGAUUCGGUUGACAAAGGGAACUGACAUAACGGAAGCAUUCGAAACGCAUCACAUCAGCGCACGUCCAGAGCAAUGGCUAGCGAAGUUCAAAGUUCGGCCGGCGCAGAGCCCUCGGAACAUCCGGUUAACUUUCGCGGAAAAUGGAUUUUACAGGACGCUAAAAAAACGGGUCCGUCAAAAGUUGAGCACAAUCGAUACUAAACCUGCUAGGCGAUCGAAAUUGAUUUUCGACACACUGCUGGCAAGUUCGUUUACAUUAGCUGUGAUGGCUAUCAAUUUCAGUAGUUACGGGCUGGCCACGCUGAGUGGACUUUUUAUAGCUUGGACGAUGAUUUGUUCCCACAAUUUCCUCCAUCGAAGAGACAAUUGGAGGAUGCUGAUGUUGAAUUUGACAUUCUUCAGUUAUCGUGAAUGGAGAGUAUCUCACGCAUUGUCACACCAUAUGUUUCCAAACUCUAUUCUGGAUUUGGAAAUAUCCUUUUUCGAGCCUUUUCUAUGCUGGCUUCCUCGAAGCUCUCGGAAAAAUGUUCUCCAGCGCUUUGGAUCGUGGUUUUAUGGACCGUUUAUUUAUAUGGCAAUGAGCAUAAGCGAGUUCAUUAAAAGAUUUACCGAGACAGCUUCGACUGGGAAGAACUAUUUCCACGUCGACGAUUUGAUUACUCUCCUACUGCCAUCAGCAAUGUACGUGUUUAGUUUCGAAAGUUUGGUUGCCGUUCUAAAUAUGUGGCUGUUCAUCGUUAUGAUAGCCAGUUUGUGCUUCGGAGCCAUCGGCCUGAAUGCAGCUCACCAUCAUCCGGAUAUCGUACAUUGGGGCGAUCGAAUUCCACCGGAAGUGGACUUUGGCGUGUAUCAGAUGGCGGCCAUUAUCGAUCGAUCGGACGUUAAAGGCUCGCAGUUCAAGGCCCUGACCAGUUUCGGGGAUCACAGUCUGCAUCACCUGUUUCCAACGUUGGACCACGGAAUUCUACCGGCAUUGUAUCCGGUAUUUUUGGAAACGUGUCGUGAGUUCGAGGUGCAAUAUCGAGAAAUUUCCUGGUGGCAGAUGAUAAUUGGUCAGCAUCAGCAGUUGGCUCGCGUAGAACAGAAAUCACUGAUAAGGGAAGCGAUAAGUCAGAUCUCAAAUUGAAUAUUUUUUUAUUACAGGGAGGAACAAUGCAUUUAAACUAGGUAUUUAUAAUACAUGAUUUAUAUUGGAUAGAAGUGUUUUUUUUUUGCUUUCCUCUAAAUCUGUUGCGUAAUUUCUUGUGAAGAAAAGAGGCGUGUCAAUAAAAUUACCAAAACAAGUCAUUCGGAAACUUUUAUGUCAUG